Messenger RNA from Numida meleagris (helmeted guineafowl), 1463 nucleotides. RefSeq names its product C-type lectin domain family 2 member B-like. NCBI's taxonomy places the organism in Eukaryota, Metazoa, Chordata, Aves, Galliformes, Numididae. The record is from RefSeq and is a predicted model, not a curated record. The coding region runs from base 428 to 1000 and encodes 190 amino acids. The transcript is spliced from 5 exons.
GGCUGUUUGUGUCCAUUUGAGCCUGCUUCAUAUCUGGGUUGCUUUAAGGCAGUUUUGGUCAAUUUGUUCUGAUUUGGGGCAUUCUGGGACUGUUCCUGUCUCUUUUGAAUCUAUUUUCUGCCAUUUCUGUACAUUUUUGGCAGCGUGUCCCCAUUUGGGGCCAGUUGCGUCUGUUUAGCUCCAUUUGGUGCAUUUUAGGUGCAUCUGGAUCUUUCAGCUAUGGAUGCUGAUAAGGCACGAUUUUACUUUUAACCCCUUGUGAUACUUAAAGUCAUGUUCAACGCCCCUCUCUCGCUCCCAGCUCCUUUCCCUCUCACCCACUCUCCCAGCUCCCAGAACAGGACGGGCAGAUCUCAGCUGCACAAUCCAACGUUUCCACACUCUGGCAACUGGAGAGCAACAAUCAGAUACGCCACAGCAGGAAGCAAUGCUGUAUUCCCAUGGAGAAGAAAAACAACAAGAAAACCAAUGGGGCUACAAAUGGAAUGUGGGCAGAAGGAAAACCGCCCUGUUGCUCUUUGUGAGUGGAGUGCUGGUGGGCGUCAUCGUCACGCUGGUGCCUGCGAUAGCGCUCCAGUAUCUGUUGAGCUCACUUUGCCCACACUUCUCCCACGUGUGUCCCAACGCCUGGGUCGGUUUCCAAGGGAAAUGCUAUUAUUUUUCGGACACAGAGAGUGACUGGAACAGCAGCAGGGAGCACUGCCAGCGCCUCAGAGCUUCUCUGGCCACCAUAGACACCAGGGAGGAGAUGGAAUUCAUGCUGCGGUACCGGCGCCCGGCAAACUGUUGGAUUGGGCUGCACAGGGAAGAAGGGGACGAGCGCUGGACAUGGCCCGAUGGCAGCGCCUUCACCAACUGGUUCCAGGUGCGAGGCGGAGGCCAAUGUGCGUACCUGAACGGGGACAGGAUCAGCUCAGCACUGUGCCACACGGAGAAGUACUGGGUGUGCAGCAGAGCCGACAGCUACGUCCUCUGGAGGGAGGAGACAGAUCCACAGUGACAGAUCCCAUCUGCAGCGAGCUCGUCCCAAUGCUGCUGGGCACUGCCAUGCCAUCAGUGUGUACUGGAAUCUGCCUCUUUCCAGCACUCCUGCACUUGUUCCUGCAUGAAACCACGCAGCUCUGCUCCUCACUAUCUCUCAGGAAGCAUGUAUAAUCCCCCUGUGCCUUAAAGGGAGGAUCCUCUAAGGGCCCUUCACGGUCACAGCACCAUGGAAUAAUCCCGUGGUGCUGAGCCACUGUGUCCGGACCCGAGGCUGGGGGUGUUUCUCCUCUCCUUGUGGGCUCUGUGUCACAUUGCGGUGCCAUCGCUCCCAGCCGCCCUCUGACUUUGGCUCUGGGCGCUGUCGCUCCCAGUGCUGUUCCACGGCCAUAGCCCUGCACAGAGGGUUGAUGCAGUCCCAGUUUUUGCUGAGCUGCAGCAUUUUGUAAUUCCACGGAGCUUGAAGUCAAUUCACUUUUUAG